GAACUGUGAGGUUUUGCUGACAUAAUUAGUGUUACACUACAAUGGCACUACUACAUUACUGUUACUAUAUGGGGACAGUACUUUCAUUUUAAGUAGGAAAGUGUUAAUAAUUUGGCUUAAUGUUUCUUAACUAAAAUUAGUUUUAAAAGAGGACUGAGUUGGCUUAUACACAUGUAUGCGGUCCAGAGACCUACCUGUUAAAAUGUCAAUGCCAUUACAAUUUCACUUUUAUGCCAGCUAUCAUUCUUGAACUUCAGGCUCAUUAACUCUCAUACUAUCCCCCAAAACCUUUCAACAAUUUUGAGAGUGUAUUUUAUGUUAAUAUAUAAACUAGUUCAUAAUUUUGUUCCAGACUAGAAAUCAGUAUUUAAUAAAUGGAAAAAAUAAGACACUGAAAAUCUUUUAUUGAAUAAUGUAAAUUUUCACAGAGGCCUCUGAUCAUACUUUUCAACUUGUGCCUAUUUAUUGAAUAACCAACAUCCUUACAGUUAAUAUUAAAAUCUUUAAGUUGUGUGGGGUUUUUUGGAGGAGAGGGAUGGGCAAUUACCAGCAAACUCCGCCUCCCCCAAACCUCACCUAACCCGAAGCUCCCCGCCUCAGGCUCCCGGGGAGCCAAGGGGUGGGCUGAGGAACGCAGCCUACUUUUACCCACCUCCCUACCUAGUGCUGGGAAGUGACGGAAACGGAGACACCCGGCUCCUGGGGCUGGGCUCGGAGGACCCAUCUUGCUUUCCCUCUAGCAGCCUUUCCGGAGCUCACCUUUCCUCCCCUCACACCGCCAAAGCCCUGCCUAGCCCUCCACCGCCGCCUGCACCCGCGCCCUCCUCCAGCCGACAGCCAAUCACAGUCUUCCACAGCUCCAGGUUUACAGAAGUAACGCUCCUUGGGCCCUCUGGUCCCGCCCCCUCCAGAACUGCUUCCCGCCCUUCGGGCUCCUUGUCCAAUCAUGAGCGCCCGAGUGCUCUUUGGUGCCCGUCCCCCCUACCCGCCCUGCCGAAGACCCGCCUUCUUCUCCUUAAGCCUGACGGAAUCACCUGACUCGGAGGCGCUCCCUCAGAAGGAAGGAUACUAGAUGGAAACUUGAGAAAGGACUGCUUAUUGAUAACAGCUAAGGUAUUCCUGGAAGCAGAGUAAAUAAAGCUCAUGGCCCACCAGCUAGAAAGUAUUCUUGCCAUGAGAAAAAGAAUGUGAUAAGUUAUUCAACUUAUGAAAUUCAAGUUACAUGUGAAUUCUGCCAGGCAAUACAAGGACCUGUGGAAUAUGAGUGAUGACAAACCCUUUCUAUGUACUGCGCCUGGAUGUGGCCAGAUCAGACCCCAACACCAACAAGAUUCUUGAAAAACUGUGAAGAAGUGGGUUUGUUUAAUGAGUUGGCGAGUCCAUUUGAGAAUGAAUUCAAGAAAGCUUCAGAAGAUGACAUUAAAAAAAUGCCUCUAGAUUUAUCCCCUCUUGCAACACCUAUCAUAAGAAGCAAAAUUGAGGAGCCUUCUGUUGUAGAAACAACUCACCAGGAUAGUCCUUUACCUCACCCAGAGUCUACUACCAGUGAUGAGAAGGAAGUACCAUUGGCACAAACUGCACAGCCCACAUCAGCUAUUGUUCGUCCAGCAUCAUUACAGGUUCCCAAUGUGCUGCUUACAAGUUCUGACUCAAGUGUAAUUAUUCAGCAGGCAGUACCUUCACCAACCUCAAGUACUGUAAUCACCCAGGCACCAUCCUCUAACAGGCCAAUUGUCCCUGUACCAGGCCCAUUUCCUCUUCUGUUACAUCUUCCUAAUGGACAAACCAUGCCUGUUGCUAUUCCUGCAUCAAUUACAAGUUCUAAUGUGCAUGUUCCAGCUGCAGUCCCACUCGUUCGACCAGUCACCAUGGUGCCUAGUGUUCCAGGAAUCCCAGGUCCUUCCUCUCCCCAACCAGUACAGUCAGAAGCAAAAAUGAGAUUAAAAGCUGCUUUGACCCAGCAACAUCCUCCAGUUACCAAUGGUGAUACUGUCAAAGGUCAUGGUAGCGGAUUGGUUAGGACUCAGUCAGAGGAAUCUCGACCACAGUCAUUACAACAGCCAGCCACAUCCACUACAGAAACUCCGGCUUCUCCAGCUCACACAACUCCACAGACCCAAAGUACAAGUGGUCGUCGGAGAAGAGCAGCUAACGAAGAUCCCGAUGAAAAAAGGAGAAAGUUUUUAGAGCGAAAUAGAGCAGCAGCUUCAAGAUGCCGACAAAAAAGGAAAGUCUGGGUUCAGUCUUUAGAGAAGAAAGCUGAAGACUUGAGUUCAUUAAAUGGUCAGCUGCAGAGUGAAGUCACCCUGCUGAGAAAUGAAGUGGCACAGCUGAAACAGCUUCUUCUGGCUCAUAAAGAUUGCCCUGUAACCGCCAUGCAGAAGAAAUCUGGCUAUCAUACUGCUGAUAAAGAUGAUAGUUCAGAAGACAUUUCAGUGCCGAGUAGUCCACAUACAGAAGCUAUACAGCAUAGUUCGGUCAGCACAUCCAAUGGAGUCAGUUCAACCUCCAAGGCAGAAGCUGUAGCCACUUCAGUCCUCACCCAGAUGGCGGACCAGAGUACAGAGCCUGCUCUUUCACAGAUCGUUAUGGCUCCUUCCUCCCAGUCACAGCCCUCAGGAAGUUGAUUAAAAACCUGCAGUACAACAGUUUUAGAUACUCAUUAGUGACUUCAAAGGGAAAUCAAGGAAAGACCAGUUUCCAUUUAUGCGAAAUCUGUGGUUGUAAAUUUUUUUUUUUACUUGAAAUUAAAUUUGGCUCUAAAGUUGGUGUAGCAGCAGUUGAUCAGACUGAAAAACAGUUUUUAGUCUCUGGAAAAAGACUGAUUUUGCUUUUUUUAUAAAUAUUAUUAGAUUUAUUAAUUUUUCUGUGCUCAAUGUGUAAAUUGUAUUAUAAUUCAUUGUGAUUUAUUUCACUUUUAAUUUGCUGGUGUUUUAAUAAAUGGGGGUGUUACUGAAUCUUUCUUCCCACUUCCAUUUCUUUUGACCACCCCUUAACCCUCAACUGUGAUGGUAGUAGUAUUAUCAUUUAUACCAAAGUUUUGCAUAGUCCCUGUUGACUUUGUAAUGUUAAUGGAGUCAUAAAAGCACUAGGCAAGAGAAAGAUAGAAAUUUGCUUUUAAUCUUUUUGCCUUUUAUUUUGCACAUUAUGCAAAAGGAAAAACAUUAAAGAACACUUUUUUUUAAGUGAGUGAAAACAUGGUAAAGACAUACAGUGCUUUUAUGCACAUUGUUAAGCUAAAUCAAGGUCAUUUAUAAUCAUUUUCCUUUUUUAUUUAAGAUUUUAAGUAAACAAAUUUUAGAAUUUUCAGCAUUUCAAAAAUGAUUUUAUUUUUCAAGUCUUAAAUUCAAUAUUUUACACCUAUGUUUUGAGGCUAAAAAUAUGAAAUUAUAUAAUGUAUGAUACAGGGUUAUCAAAUAUCUAAUAAUUUUUGAAAUUAGCUCUUGUUUUUGUUUUUUUUGUUGUUUUUACAGAUUUCAGGUUACAAACUGCAAAGUUUAUGCAUAAUUAAGUAUGGUAUGGUUGCCAGAAAAGCCUAAAAUUACUACUUAGAAAAUUUAAGACUGUUUACCCCCAUUGUCUUGUACUUGCGAGCUAACUUGUACUUAUUCUUGUGAAAGCACUGUCAUCUUUUAGUAGCAAAUUUUGAUAAUGUUUCUCGUGGAAAAAAAAAUCAGUAUCUAUCUUUAGAACAAUGUAAUUAUAAUGUGGGAAGUGUGCAUGAAUGAGAGAGAGUGUGUGUGUAUCUGUGUGUGUGUGCGCGUGUGUGUGUCUUUCAAUAGUUUAUGCCAGCAAUCUUUGCUUGAAUGUUUAACGAUGCCUUCAGUGUGAUGCUGGCCAAUAGAUGAUUGCAGUUUAAAAUGUCAUUAUUGUGCAGGCUUGGAUAACUAACAUUCCAUGAUGUAGCUUGUUUCUGAUGAGAUGAUUGUAGGUACAUUUUUCUCAUUAUCCAAUCAUCUGUGGGAUACUUAGUUUUCUAAUGUGCCAUUAUCUAUUUUUAUUCUGCAGUUAUGUUCAAAAUACAGUACAUAUUUUAAAAUAGAAUAAAUUGUUAAACAUAAAAUUUUAAAAGUAGUAGAUGUGCGUAAGAAAACUUUGUAAAAUAGUUAUGAGUCCUACCCAGUAGCAACUUCUGGCAUUCAAGCAGGAUUCCACUAUGUAAAUAUCUGUAAUGCAUUUAUAAUAAGUUGUGUAGUUUGUCCUGCAUCCAUACUACACUAUUUGCUAAAGUCUCAGUGCCAUCUCCUAAUGAGACUGACAUUUUAAAAGUCUGUAUGGAAUAUCCUUGAUAAUUCAAGGAAAUAUCCCUCCUGCCUAAGUUCCAAACUGGGAAACAUUCAAAUUAUAUAAAUGACAUUUCAGGACUUUAAAUAUGAAGAUAAUGGGAAUUUUAUUGUUUUGCUUUUUAAAAUGAGAGCAUUUUUAUUUGAUAAUUUUUCUUAAAUUUUUAAUUUUUAACUAAUUUCAUUAUUUUGUUUGUUUUUUAAUUUCAUUAUUUUAAAGUAAUCAGUUUUUCAAAUCAUGAUUUUGAUAUCAUUAUUCUAAGGAGUUAUCUCAAAGGCACAAAAUAUGAAUUCUGCAAGAAGGCUAUUUUUUAUUGUAGUUUGAAUGGGUUAGGAAAAGCCUCAAUUUUUCACUCUAAGUCCUUCAGUACAUUUUUCUUUCAUCUUAUUACUUAUGCAAGUUAAGGUUCUUUGGUAACAGAAUUCUUGCAACUGUAAAAUAAAACUACAUAGAUGUAAGAAGUCAUGUAAACGGUUAACAAGCUUACCAAGGUUAGCAAAACUUUCAUUGUAAAUCAAUCUGUACUGAGCAAAUAAAAAUCAUUAUUAGUUGUAUAAACACAAAUUCCAUUUUGACUUUCAGGAUGUCAUACUACUUCUGUACCUAGCAUUUUCAGUCCUUAUAUUUGCAAUGUUACACAAACUGUACUAUUUUCUUUUAUGUGCAGUUUGCAUGAGUAAACCAUCAGAGAAUAAAUUCUAUCUUUAAAUUAUGUUCAUAA
This is a messenger RNA of Pan troglodytes (chimpanzee), 5005 nucleotides long. RefSeq names its product activating transcription factor 2 (gene ATF2). NCBI's taxonomy places the organism in Eukaryota, Metazoa, Chordata, Mammalia, Primates, Hominidae. Gene Ontology annotation, molecular function: DNA-binding transcription factor activity. The record is from RefSeq and is a predicted model, not a curated record. The transcript is spliced from 13 exons. The coding region runs from base 1284 to 2627 and encodes 447 amino acids. Gene Ontology annotation, biological process: regulation of DNA-templated transcription.